Molecule: messenger RNA, 1962 nt
Organism: Mangifera indica (mango)
Lineage: Eukaryota; Viridiplantae; Streptophyta; Magnoliopsida; Sapindales; Anacardiaceae
Product: protein NUCLEAR FUSION DEFECTIVE 4-like
Exons: 2
Coding region: 63-1715 (550 amino acids)
Cellular component (GO): membrane
Source: RefSeq, a predicted model, not a curated record
ACUGCACCGUCCAAACUCUCCAAUGCACGCUGCUUCUUUUAACACAACAUAUUUAGUACGUGAUGAGGUUUGAAGCUUCGUACACCGCAACCGCAGGCAAAUGGCUGGCCUUUGUGACCGCCGUUUGGGUCCAAGCGAUCUCCGGCAACAACUACACUUUCUCAAACUACUCAGACGCUCUCAAAACCCUAAUGAACCUCACGCAACUCCAACUCAACAACUUGUCUGUCGCUAAAGACGCUGGAAAAGCCUUUGGUAUCCUCGCCGGCCUAGCUUCCGACCGAAUCCCGACUCCUGUUAUUCUUCUCAUCGGUUCCAUCGAAGGCCUGGUUGGUUACGGUGCCCAAUGGCUUGUCGUCAGUGAAAAAAUCAAACCUCUGUCUUACUGGCAGAUGUGUAUUUUCCUCUGCAUGGGAGGCAACAGUACCACGUGGAUGAACACAGCCGUUCUCGUCACUUGUAUAAGGAAUUUCAGGCGGAACCGCGGACCCGUUUCUGGUAUUUUAAAAGGUUAUGUGGGCCUUAGUACGGCGAUUUUUACCGACCUUUGUACUGCACUUUUUAACAAUAAUUCCUCCUCGUUUCUCAUCAUGCUCGCGACUGUCCCGUUCGCCGUUUGUCUCAUUGCAGUUCUUUUCCUCCGCGAGACUCCCCCGGCUACUACCGCGGCGGAGGAGGAGGAAGAAACCAAGUACUUCAACAUUUUCAACAUUUUAGCCGUUGUUGUUGCGCUUUAUUUACUCGGUUACGAUUUUUUCCCGAUUAAGAAUAAAGCUUUUUCGUUGACUUUCUCAACUGUUUUAAUAGUUCUGCUAGCAUCUCCGUUAGCUAUCCCGGUUUACUCUUUCGUAAAGAGCUGGAAUUCGAACCGGUUGAAAGCCGAACCGGACGUGGAAGAACAGAUCGUCGAGCCGUUAUUAGUGAGGCAGGAUUUCCCUGCGGAGGAUAAGGAGGAGGAAGCGGCGGUGGAGUGGGCGGUCGUCGAGGCGCAGGUUAAGCAAAAGCCGGUUUUAGGGGAGGAGCACACUGUAUUUGAGGCGGUGAAAACAUUCGAUUUUUGGAUCCUCUUCGUGUCGUUUUUGUGUGGAGUAGGGACAGGCUUGGCGGUGAUGAACAACAUGGGGCAGAUUGGUUUGGCUCUUGGAUACACCGACGUUUCGAUCUUUGUUUCCUUGACCAGUAUUUGGGGAUUUUUUGGGCGGAUUAUUUCAGGCACCGUUUCAGAGUACCUUAUUAGGAAAGCUGGAAUUCAGAGACCUCUUUGGAAUGCAGCUUCUCAGAUUGUAAUGGCAGUUGGUUACAUUCUGAUGGCAUUAGCAGUGCCUGGUUGUCUGUACAUUGGAUCCAUUGUGGUUGGGGUAUGCUAUGGUGUCCGACUAGCUAUCUCAGUCCCCAUUGCCUCUGAACUAUUUGGUCUCAAAUAUUAUGGUCUAAUGUACAACAUUUUAGUACUCAACCUCCCCCUCGGUUCCUUCCUCUUCUCUGGCCUGCUUGCCGGAUAUCUAUACGACGCACAAGCUACACCAACACCAGGAGGUGGUAACACUUGUGUCGGAGCCCAUUGUUACAGGCUUGUGUUCAUCAUCAUGUCAAUAGCAUGCCUUCUUGGAUUUGGUUUGGACAUAAUACUUUCAGUAAGAACCCGGAACAUCUAUACCAAGAUUUACCGGAGCAGGAAGUCAAAGAAACUGAUGUCAGAAUCUGGUAAUCAAUGACAUCAAUGAAUUGCAAUGGCAACUAGGAUUGAUGGGCGGUUGCUCCCUGUAAUAUUUUUUUAUUAGAUGUUGUUCAUUUAUUUUAAGGACGCCUUAGUUUUGAUGACCCUCUCCAACGUAGGAUUGGUGUUUAUGCUCAUAGUUGUUCACGAAUUUACUAUUAUUUGAUUUGAUGACAUGGGUUACUAGAGCUGGUGUUAUUUUUUAUCCUCUAAUUUGAAAUAAAAGAACUACUGCUCUUUCGGCU